Messenger RNA from Anolis carolinensis (green anole), 1525 nucleotides. RefSeq names its product gastrula zinc finger protein xLCGF3.1-like. Gene Ontology annotation, molecular function: DNA-binding transcription factor activity, RNA polymerase II-specific; RNA polymerase II transcription regulatory region sequence-specific DNA binding. The coding region runs from base 1 to 837 and encodes 278 amino acids. The transcript is spliced from 3 exons. The record is from RefSeq and is a predicted model, not a curated record. Gene Ontology annotation, cellular component: nucleus. Lineage: Eukaryota; Metazoa; Chordata; Lepidosauria; Squamata; Anolidae. Gene Ontology annotation, biological process: embryo development; urogenital system development; regulation of transcription by RNA polymerase II.
AUGGCCAAGUCCAGCGUCUCAAGAAGGUGUGCAACAAAUGGCAGCCGGGAUGCUCCUCUGGGCUGCAGUGGUGCUGGCGGCAGUGGCAGCAACUCCCAGGUGAGAUGUCAAGGCGAGGUGCAGCUGGCCCUCCAUUCCUCGCCCCCUCCUCCUGAGUCACCCCCCACUGCACCCAGAGAUAAGAGACUGGAAACGGAGAAUGACGGAACAAAACCAGAAAUGAAACAGAAGCGAGGGAGGAAACUCGAAGGAAAGGAAAGCGCUCUCUGCCUACUCUGUGGGAAGAACUUCCGCUGGAAAUCCAGCCUCAUUCUUCACAAGCGAACUCACACGGGCGAAAAGCCGCAAGAGUGCCUUGAGUGUGGAAGGAGCUUCGGCCUUGCCAAAAGCCUGGCUUCCCAUCAGAGGAUCCACUCCGGGGAGAAGCCGUUUCAGUGUCCGGACUGCGGCAAGGAUUUCCGUUGGGCCGACUCUCUGGCGCUACACCAGAAAACUCACACAGGAGAGAAACCAUUCACAUGUAAGGAGUGUGGGAAGAACUUUAUGACAAGCAAGUAUCUCACGUCUCAUCAGAUCAUCCACAUGGGCGAGAAACUGUUCAAAUGUGCCGAGUGCGGAAAGACUUUCAACAGGAAAGAGCUCCUGAUUUCGCAUCAGAUCAUCCACACGGAGGAAAAACCGUUUGAAUGCUCCGAGUGCGGGAAGCGGUUUCGUCGGAGGGACGGCAGAAGUCCAGCCUCAGUUCACAUCAAAGGACCCACGGAGAAGAAAAACCUUUCAAAUGCCUGCAGUGCAACAAGUCCUUCAGGUGGAGGACAAACCUCAGUGCGCAUCUAAGCAUUCACACAGGAGAAAAACCCUUCCGGUGUCUAGAAUGCGGGAAAAGCUUCAGUGGAAGCACCUGCCUUAUUUCACAUCAGAGAACCCACACAGGUUAAAAGCAAGAACGAUUCUUGGACGAUAGUAAUAAUUUGGGCACCAAAAAAUUCUUUGAUACAGGGCAAAACAUCAAUCUAUAUCUUCUAUAUAUAUAAAAAUUAAUGUAUGUUUGUAGGACUGAGUAAACAACAAAACCACUGAACCAAAUCACACCAGAUUUGGCCACAAAAAACAUAGUCAUCCAAUCUAUGUCUUUCAAACAAAAAAACCUAGAAAAAUAAAGCCCAGAUUAGAGGACGAGGAAGAGCUGUUUUCAACCCUGGCUGCCGGUCAGAAGGAUAGACCCCGCCCCCUUUAGGCCCUUCACACUUAGUCUCCUAGCAACCCCCUCGGCCACAAUGGCGCCAAGGGACAGCCAGGGUUCAGUUGGGCCUCUUCCACACUGCCUAUAAAAUAUAGAUUAUCUGAUUUGAACUGGAUUAUAUGGCAGCGUAGACUCAAGGCCUUUCCAUACAGCUAUAUAACCCAGGAUGCCAAGGCAGAAAAUCCACAGUAUCUGCUUUGGACUGGAUUAUCUAAGAGUCCACACUGACAUAUAAUACAGUUCAGUGGGGAUUUUAUACAGCUGUGUAGAAGGGGCCUAAGU